Messenger RNA from Pyricularia oryzae 70-15, 3404 nucleotides. Its product is annotated as cellobiose dehydrogenase. NCBI's taxonomy places the organism in Eukaryota, Fungi, Ascomycota, Sordariomycetes, Magnaporthales, Pyriculariaceae. The coding region runs from base 749 to 3274 and encodes 841 amino acids. The transcript is spliced from 10 exons. The record is from RefSeq and is a predicted model, not a curated record. Gene Ontology annotation, biological process: carbohydrate metabolic process. Gene Ontology annotation, molecular function: oxidoreductase activity, acting on CH-OH group of donors; cellulose binding; flavin adenine dinucleotide binding. Gene Ontology annotation, cellular component: extracellular region.
AAAAAAAAAAAAAAAAAAGAAACAGUAUCUCGAUGCUGACAAUGUAACUCCUCUUGGCGUUCUGUUCCCGGAAUGUCAGCGACCGAUCUGAAAUGCAAGGAGGAGAGGAGACCACCAGAGUGUGUGCGUGUGUGUUUGCUCUGUCUUAUUCGGGUCUCGUUUCUCGCACGGCUGCACAAGCCUCUGAUAUUAAUCGGGCACUGCAAGGUUUGCCCUACGGAUUCUUCGGUCAUUCUCGCCGCCUUCGACUCAGUGGCCAUUGAACCCAAGGCCCCGGGCCGAGUGGCAAGUACAAUUCCACACUCGCAACCCGGAGCGGAGAUUAAGGUUGCGAUGUGACACCUACUCCAGAACCAGGCUCGCGCGUUUCUGUGCGUGCCCUGACAACCUUUACUCAUUCCGUGCCAUCAUGCCCAGCGGGCCACCUACCCACGUCUUUCCACCUACCAGCGCUCGCCAUUCUUUGACCUGGUACCUCCACAAACGGCGACCGCGAUUGAUGCCACCCUGACUGCUUGGUACGUUGCAUUGGCCCCCGAAAGGAUACCACCUCCGAGUUGCCCGGGCCAGAACCCCGGAGACGGUCAUUUGCAGGGGGGGGGGGAGGCGGCAAGAGUUUCUUUAUAGAGGCCGGCUCAUGCCUCCCCAAACAUCCACCACCCUUUUCUUUCUCAAGCAAUCAGCCUACGAAGCCCCCUUUUCUCGGAUCUUACCCAAGACCCUGUGGUCUUGACGAGCUAAAGUCGCCAUGCGGACUCUUGCGCCCUUUAUUGCUACGCUCCUGGUCGCCGUGACCUAUCUGCAGCCAUCUUUGGCGCAGGGUCCGUUGCCGCAGGUGUACACUGACCCUGAGACGGGCAUCGUGUUCAAUACCUGGAGUGCGACUGAUGGACCAAUUCAGGGCGAAGGCUAUGGAUCUGUAAGCUUGGGAGGCUUCACCUUCGGCAUGGCGCUGCCGUCCGAUGCGCUCACUGUCGAUGCAAACGAAUUCAUCGGGUACCUUGAAUGCUCUACUCCGACUACCCCCGGUGAAGGAUGGUGUGGCGUCUCGAUGGGUGGUUCCAUGACCCGGGCGCUACUGCUUGUUGCUUGGCCUCACGAGGAUGAGGUUCUCACAUCGUUCCGCUACGCCACGGGCUUUGUCGUCCCCGAGCUGUACAAGGGCGACGCAAAGCUCACACAGAUCACUUCCUCGAUGAACUCGACACACUACAAGCUCGUUUUCCGCUGCCAAAACUGCUUGAAGUGGAGUCAUGAUGGCUUGGAGGGUGGCCAGUCAACCAGCAGUUCCUUCCUUAUGUUGGGAUGGGGACAAGCCAGGACACCCGUAGGAAACCCAGAGUGCCCCGAUCGGGUCGUCAUCCAGCAGCACGACAACGGAAUGAACCUCUUCCCCGCCCCGCUUGACGUUUCCAUUGCGAACCCCUCGUAUGCGAGCUGGGCGGCCACGGCCACCAAGGAGGUUACGGGUGAUUGUGGUGGGUCGACUGAGCCGCCCGUACCCGAAGUGACGGGUGUCCCGGUUCCGUCUGGUACUUAUGACUACGUGGUCGUCGGAGCCGGGGCCGGAGGUAUUCCCAUCGCGGACAAGCUGAGCGAGGCUGGCAAGUCCGUCCUGCUCAUUGAAAAGGGACCUCCUUCGACAGGGCGCUGGGGCGGCAAUCUCAAACCCUCGUGGCUCCAAGGAACCGAUCUGACACGCUUCGACGUGCCCGGCUUGUGCAACCAGAUUUGGGUCGACUCCAACGGCAUUGCUUGUGACGACACUGACCAGAUGGCGGGCUGCGUGCUUGGUGGUGGUACAGCGGUCAACGCUGGGCUGUGGUGGAAGCCCUACACUCCCGACUGGGACCAGGUCUUCCCCAGCGGAUGGAAGGCAUCAGACAUGGCUGGUGCCACAAGCCGCGUCUUCAACAGGAUUCCGGGUACCGAGACCCCAUCUCAGGACGGAAAGCGCUACCGCACCGAAGGUCUGAACACCCUUAUGGGGGGUCUCAAAUCAGCCGGCUGGGCCGAAGUCAGUUCCCUCAGAGAACCUGACCGCAAGAACCGGACGGUCAUGCCGGGCCCGUUCAUGUUUGCCAAUGGCGAGCGCGGAGGACCGUUGGCAACCUACCUCGACACGGCCAGCAAACGGUCCAACUUCAAGCUGUGGAUGAACACGGCUGUGAAGCGUGUCGUCCGUGAGGGUGGACACGUCACUGGACUUGAAGUCGAGCCCUUCCGGAACGGCGGCUAUGUCGGCACUGUCCAGCUGACGCCUGGAACUGGCCGUGUAAUUCUCUCUGCGGGAACAUUUGGCUCUGCAAAGCUCCUGAUGCGCAGUGGUAUCGGAAGAAAAGACCAGCUUGAGAUCGUCAAGGGCUCGCGCGACGGACCUACUAUGGUGGAUGAAGCCUCCUGGAUUCCCCUGCCCGUUGGUGACAAUUUGGUGGACCAUGUCAACACUGACACUGUUGUAUCCCACCCGAACGUUGUGUUUUACGACUUUUAUGAGGCGUGGACUUCACCAAAUCCUGCAGACAAGGACGCAUAUCUCAGCAAACGAUCUGGGAUUCUCGCGCAAGCCGCUCCCAACAUCGGACCACUGUUCUUUGAUCAGAUCAGGGGGGCAGAUGGCAAAACUAGGCAUAUUCAGUGGACUGCGAGAGUAGAAGGCAGUCUUGGUGCCCCGAACGGGAAGACCAUGACCAUGAGCCAAUACCUUGGUACCGGAUCGACAUCGCGCGGUCAGAUGAGCAUAACUAGUGGCCUUUCGACCGUCGUGUCGACGCACCCGUACCUCCAUACGGAGGGGGACAAAGCUGCCGUCAUCCAGGGCAUCGUCAAUAUUCAGAACGCUCUCAAGGGCGUAACAGGUCUUAAGUUCGAGUUCCCCAAUGCGACCACCACUGCCGCGGACUACGUCGCCAGUAUGCCCGUUUCUCCGUCGAACCGUCGUGCCAACCAUUGGAUGGGCACAGCAAAGCUGGGCACCGACGAUGGCCGUCAGAGCGGCGGAACCGCAGUCGUAGACACUAACACUCGCGUCUUCGGCACCGACAAUUUGUUUGUUGUAGACGCGAGCAUCUUCCCCGGUAUGGUAACGACGAACCCAUCAGCCUACAUUGUCGUGGCGUCGGAGAGAGCAGCCGAGCGCAUCUUGGCGCUUCCGCCGUCGACACCGCUGCCUAGAUAUAGCCAAUGUGGUGGGCGAGCGCACACCGGGAGCUUCCAGUGUGCCGCGCCAUACACGUGCCAAGUGCAAAACGAAUACUACUCUCAGUGCCUCUAAUGUUUUAACACACAUCUUUAGUUGGAAUAUAAAUAAACAGAGACUAAAACUGUGAGGUUGUUACAACAUUUACAUAUUAUAAAAAUAUAUAUACUACUAGCCCUGAAUAAAUAUGAAUUUUAUACGUGCG